CUGCCUCACAUCCACGCUCACCGUCCUCCUGCCGGGUUCUCCUGCCGGGUUCUCCUGCUGGUUCUGCCUCCGGUUCUGCCUCCGGUUCCGACAUGUUCAGGUUCCCCUUUCCGUCCCUCUGGCAGCAGAAGGAGAAUCGGGUCAUAAUGCUGGAGCCGCAGCAGCUUUCCCAGAACCAACCCUGCAGUGAAGAUGAGACCAUGGUCCCGGUACUAACGUCCAGAAAAGCCAGUGAACUCCCGGUUAACGAAGCAGCGUGCAUCCUGCAGGCUGACCUGCAGUCGGGGCUGAGCCAGGAGGAGGUGAGCCGCCGGAGGGUUUACCACGGCUGGAACGAGUUCGACAUCAGCGAAGACGAGCCGCUAUGGAGGAAGUACAUGUCUCAGUUCAAAGAUCCUCUCAUCCUGCUGCUGCUCGCCUCGGCUGUCAUCAGCGUCAUCAUGCACCAGUUCGAUGACGCCAUCAGCAUCACCGUGGCCAUCAUCAUCGUGGUGACGGUCGCCUUCGUGCAGGAGUACCGCUCAGAGAAGUCUCUGGAGGAGCUGGGGAAGCUGAUGCCUCCAGAAUGUCACUGCAUCCGGGACGGACACCUGGAGCACCUCCUGGCCCGGGAGCUGGUUCCUGGGGACACGGUGUGCCUGUCGGUGGGGGAGCGGGUCCCUGCGGACCUCCGCCUGGUCGAGGCCAGCGACCUCUCCAUCGAUGAGUCCAGUCUGACGGGGGAGACCCACCCCAGCACCAAGACCACCGCCCCCCAGCCGGCCUCCUCCAACGGAGACAUCUCCUCCCGCAGCAACGUGGCCUUCAUGGGAACGCUGGUCCGCUGCGGCAAAGCCAAGGGCAUCGUCAUAGGAACCGGAGAGAACUCAGAGUUUGGGGAGGUGUUUAAGAUGAUGCAGGCCGAGGAGGCUCCUAAGACUCCUCUGCAGAAGAGCAUGGACCUGCUGGGGAAGCAGCUGUCGCUCUACUCCUUCGGCAUCAUCGGCGUCAUCAUGCUGGUGGGCUGGCUGCAGGGCAAGAGGAUCCUGGACAUGUUCACCAUCGGCGUCAGCUUGGCGGUGGCCGCCAUCCCAGAGGGCCUCCCCAUCGUGGUGACGGUGACGCUGGCGCUGGGCGUGAUGCGCAUGGUGAAGAAGAGGGCCAUCGUGAAGAAGCUGCCCAUCGUGGAGACUCUGGGCUGCUGCAACGUGAUCUGCUCAGACAAGACGGGAACGCUGACCAAGAACGAGAUGACGGUGACGCAGGUGUUCACGUCAGACGGGCUCCACGCCGAGGUGACAGGCGUGGGCUACAACGGGGUGGGAGAGGUGUUGCUGGAUGGAGAGAUGGUCCACGGUUUCUCCUGCCCGUCCAUCAGUAAAGUCGUGGAGGUGGGCUGUGUGUGCAACGACUCGGUGAUCAGGAACCAGAACCUGCUGGGUCGACCCACAGAGGGAGCGCUCAUCGCCCUGGCCAUGAAGAUGGGCCUGGAGGGCGUGCAGAAGGAGUACGUCCGUCUGGAGGAGCAGCCCUUCACCUCGGAGCAGAAGUGGAUGGCUGUGCGCUGCGUUCACCGCACGCAGCAGGACAAGACGGGGGUUUACUUCGUGAAGGGGGCCUACGAGCAGGUGAUCCGGUUCUGCAGCUCCUACAACAGCAGAGGGUCUGCGCUGCCUCUGAACCACCAGCAGAGGGAGCUCUACCAGCAGCAGAUCAGCUACAUGGGCUCCUCCGGGCUCAGAGUGCUGGGCUUCGCCUCGGGGUCUCAGAUGGGAAGCCUGACCUUCCUGGGUCUGGUGGGAAUCAUCGAUCCUCCCAGAGAAGGAGUGAAGGAGGCCGUCGCCACGCUCAUCAACUCUGGCGUCGCCAUCAAGAUGAUCACCGGGGACUCCCAGGAGACGGCCGUGUCUAUAGCGAGCCGACUGGGUCUCUACUCCAAGGGCUGCCAGUGUCUGUCAGGAGAGGAGGUGGACCAUCUGGACCUGCAGGAGCUCUCCAACGUGGUUUCCACGAUCGCCGUGUUCUACCGGGCCAGUCCCCGACACAAGCUGAAGAUCGUCAAGUCGCUGCAGAACCUCGGCGCCGUGGUGGCCAUGACGGGCGACGGCGUGAACGACGCCGUGGCCCUGAAGGCGGCUGACAUCGGCGUGGCGAUGGGCCAGACGGGCACCGACGUCUGCAAGGAGGCGGCGGACAUGAUCCUGGUGGAUGACGACUUCCAGACCAUCAUGUCGGCCAUCGAGGAAGGAAAAGGGAUUUACAACAACAUCAAGAACUUUGUCCGCUUCCAGCUGAGCACGAGCAUCGCAGCGCUGACGCUCAUCUCUUUGGCUACGCUGAUGAACUUCCCGAACCCUCUGAACGCCAUGCAGAUCCUGUGGAUCAACAUCAUCAUGGACGGCCCGCCUGCACAGAGUUUGGGGGUGGAGCCUGUGGACCGUGAUGUCAUCAGGAAGCCUCCUCGUAACGUGAAGGACAGCAUCCUCACCCGCGGCCUGCUGGUUAAAGUUCUGGUGUCGGCGUUCAUCAUCGUCUGUGGGACGCUGUUUGUCUUCUGGAGGGAGUUGCAGGACAACGUGAUCACUCCUCGAGACACCACCAUGACCUUCACCUGCUUCGUCUUCUUCGACAUGUUCAACGCUCUGAGCUCCCGCUCUCAGACUCGUAUGGUCCAUGAAAUGGGUCUGUGCAGCAACAGGACCUUCUGCUUUGCCGUCCUGGCCUCCAUCAUGGGGCAGCUGCUCGUCAUCUACUUCCCUCCUCUACAGAGCGUCUUCCAGACGGAGAGCCUCAGCAUCCUGGACCUGCUCUUCCUGCUCAGCCUCACCUCCUCCGUCUGCGUCGUCUCGGAGGUCAUCAAGAAGUUGGAGCGGUGCCGAGGGGCCGAGCGCCGCCCCCCCACCGACUGCUCCCUGGAGGUAUGACCCCGCCCCCUCCCCCUCCCAGCUGAUUGGAGGAGGGCCGCGCCUGGGGGACUCACCUGGCAGCACUGACACUUUUCCUGUGAGCUCCUCAGACGGACCGUCGGGUCCGGUUCUGGACCGGUUCUGACCGGACGGCGGCGUCAGAGGCCGCUUUGCUUUCAAGGCGUUGGGUUCUGUGCAGCAGGCAGGGAGGUGUAACCGUCCGGUUUGGACUCUAAAGCGACCCGGUUUAUUUUCUUUAAAGGAACAUUCCUCUCGGAUCGGAACCACGGCCGGACAGACAGGCGGAGUGUUUGUAGCUGAAAUAAAACGUUUCCUGCACUAAAUUUGUUUAAAUCUGGUUCUAAGCUCAGCGACGCGGGCCGGACCGCAAGCUGCUCCGAAUCAGAACCAGUCUGAAGAACAACCUCUGGACCUUCUGGACCUCCCAGACGUUUCCUCCCUGUGGGUCCGAGUCUCAAAGCCUUAAAGUCCGAAUCGUGGCAGAGAAAACGUUGCUGCAGCCCCCAGGGUUCCGAUUCUGGUCCCAGGCCCGGUUCCAUGGAGGCCCGGCUCCUCGGAGGCCCGGUUCCUCACAAAUAUCCGAGCUUUAUUUUCUGGUUGGGUUUUCUGCUGCUCUGCUGGUUCUGUCCCUGCAGCAUAAUCACAUCGGUGACACUAAGGUGGGAACCAGAACCAGAACCGGAUUCCCAGUGUCACGUGGUACAGUUACACCUCCUCUGGACUGAGCUGGUUCCUGUUCUGCUCACGCUGACCCGUUUAGUCUAAAGAACUCUGGGUUCAGGUGUUUCCAGCAUUCCCAUCAAAAGUUCUGUUCUGAGCUUAAGUUCUGAUGCCAAACAUGCGGUUCUGCAGGGUCCAAACAGCAACGAUUCCCACCAACGCUUCCUCAUCUGGUGCCUUAGAGAAGCCAUGGAUGGUUUAAAGAUCUCCUGAUGUUUCCCUCCUGCUUCCCCCCUGCGGUCCAAGAGGAGACGCCCCGGGGCAUUCUGGGUAAUCUGGGGCUCUCUGUGCGGUUUUAUUUAUUUCUGGAACGUCUCUGCUGCUGUUUCCCAAACAAAGACCAUCGGUUCUCUCGCUGCCGGCUCCAUGUUCUACCUGUUGGUUCCUGAGGUUCCUUCUACUGAACGGUUCUGAUGAUUCCCACAGAAUCUGGGUUUACUUUUAGUUUUUCUAGUUUUGAUCCUUUUAAUAUUUUUAUGAUCACGUAUAAAAAGCCAGAAGAAAUGUUUAAUUUAUAAAUGAAAUAUUGAUGUGGGACUUAUUUUUAUCAUGUCUGGUCUCACUGGAGGACUUUGUGGAGGGAUUAAAUAAAAAUCUAAGAAAAAUU
Messenger RNA from Fundulus heteroclitus (mummichog), 4233 nucleotides. It is a transcript of the gene atp2c1, whose product is annotated as ATPase secretory pathway Ca2+ transporting 1. Gene Ontology annotation, biological process: intracellular calcium ion homeostasis; manganese ion transport; calcium ion transmembrane transport. Bases 93 to 2903 code for a protein of 936 amino acids. Lineage: Eukaryota; Metazoa; Chordata; Actinopteri; Cyprinodontiformes; Fundulidae. Gene Ontology annotation, molecular function: ATP hydrolysis activity; ATP binding; P-type calcium transporter activity. Gene Ontology annotation, cellular component: Golgi membrane; endoplasmic reticulum; plasma membrane. The record is from RefSeq and is a predicted model, not a curated record. The transcript is spliced from 27 exons.